Vespa mandarinia (Asian giant hornet) is the source of this 3726-nucleotide messenger RNA. RefSeq lists its product as uncharacterized. The record is from RefSeq and is a predicted model, not a curated record. Gene Ontology annotation, molecular function: zinc ion binding. NCBI's taxonomy places the organism in Eukaryota, Metazoa, Arthropoda, Insecta, Hymenoptera, Vespidae. Gene Ontology annotation, cellular component: nucleus.
AAUUUCUCGGAACUCUUUAAUAGUAACAUAGGUACGCGUAUCUCUCACCAUAUAUAUAUAUAUAUAUAUACACUUGAUAGAAGAGUUACGUAUUAUCAAUAUUUUUAUAAUAACGUAAAAUCCCCCACCUUGUUAUAUUUUCGUGUUAUGUGUAAAAAUCGAAUGAAAUCAAUAAUUUUAUUUAUAAAUUCAUGUAACCAACGUGGCCAAUAUUCGUAAGUUUCAAAUGAACGUACUGCACAUCCAAGUUGCGCACAGGUUUCUACUUCUGAAUGUGAUCCAAUCGAACUAGACUUAACCUCUGAACGUGAACGAAUCGCUCUAUAAUCAUCGAUGGUUAAUACACACGAACGAAUAGUAUAGAUAGAUCUUAAAACAACGAUAUAUUAAUGUUUAAUAAAUAGUAUUUAUAUACGAAAGACUGUAUGCAUCGAGAAUGUCACUGCAACACUCCUUUUCUGUCCACUUUUAUUAAUCGGACACUAAAUUUUCUCUGAUGCUGUUACUCAUUGUACUAUUAUCAUGGCGGUGGUCCGUCUGUAUGAUUCUACUAUUUGUCGGCUAUGUGCGGAAGACAAUGGCAAUGGAGAAUUAUUGUAUAGGGGCGAGGGUGAUGAUACAGAUUUAAGUUCUAUGGUGAAUCGUUAUUUACCAUUAAAGAUUCGAGAUGAUGGCAAAUUACCUAGAACAAUCUGCCCUGGCUGUAAUAUUCAGCUGGAGGCUACUGUACAAUUUUUUAAAUUAUUGGUGGAUGGGCAACAAAAAAUACGAGAGAUGUGGAAACAUCAGGUCGAAUUGCAAAGAAAAGCAGAAAGAGAACGUUUACGUGUUGAGAGACAAAAUACAGAAGUUAUUACAGGAUUGCCAGAUUCUGAUAAUAACAUAAGAAAUAGUGAAGAUAAUCAAUUAGAACAACAGAUAAUCAUUAAAGUAAUGCCUGAUGGGUCCUUAUAUACUGCUGAACAUGAAAUAAGUUUGCAAAUGGAAGGCUUAAUUAAACCAAGACGAAAAAGAGGUCGGCCUCCCAAAGUUCAUACUGAUAUGGAAUCUAAGAUAAUUUUAAAAGAAGACAUUAUAGAAGGAGUAAGUCAAGGUGAAGAAGAUAAACAAGAGGAAGAGAUUGAAGAAGUUGAUGGUGAUGGUAGACGCCGUAGAAAGCGUAAAGUUCCCAAAAGAUUUAUGGAAGCUGUUCAAGGCAAAGAAUUGGAAAGAAUAUUUAAGGAAGAAGGUGUUAUAGAUGAAGAAGAGGACGAAGAAGCUGAUCAUUUUGAUGAUUCUGAAGAACGAUUAAAUGUCUCAAUUCCAGAUGGUCAAGAAGAAAUAAUUGGACAUUUAGAAACUGAAGAAGGAAAGGAUUUAGGAGAAUUAGUAAUCGUAAAUCGUGGAAGAGGCCGUGGUAGACCAAAAUUGCGACGUCGAAAAAAUAAGUUUACUUGCCAACUAUGUGGUAGAGGUUUUUUACAACGUAGUAGAUAUAUUGUACACAAAAGUUUUCAUAAAAGUGUAAAAUACGAAUGUAGAGAAUGUAAGAAGUUAUUUACAAACAAGGACAAUUUUGCACUGCAUCAAAAAAUGACCCAACAUACUGGAUGUAGUAUUACAGAAAUUAGUGAUGAACAUGAUAAUCAUCAAAACCAAAUAGUUGAAAAUACAAAUUCGGUAUCGAAUAAUGCAUCGUCGAAUGAAACCAAGGAUUCAGGAAAUACAUUUACAAAUAAUCAAAAUAUGGAAAUAGUCACAGAGACUUCAGACAAAAAUGUAACAAAUAAUUCAGAUACAAAUAUUAUGUGUGGACAAUGUGAAAAGACAUUUCACACAAAAGAAUCAUGUGAAUUACAUGUAAAAAUAAUUCAUGAAAACGAAAAACCAUUUAUUUGUAACAUUUGUAAUAAAAGUUUUUCUUAUCAAACAAAUUUAAAAGGUCAUAUGCUAACUCAUGAGGGAAACAAAUCGGACAAAGGAUAUCCUUGUGAUAUUUGUGGAAAAGUAUUAAAUCAUCCAAGUUCUGUUGUAUAUCAUAAAGAAGCUGAACACAAUAAUGGCCGUCGUUUUGUAUGUAAUAAAUGUGGAAAGAGUUUUAAACAUAAGCAAUUAUUACAACGUCACCAACUUGUACAUUCUGAUGAUCGACCUUAUGUAUGCAAAUCAUGUAAUGCUAGCUUUAAAACAAAAGCAAAUUUAAUUAAUCACCAGUCUACACAUACAGGAGAGAAAAAAUAUUUUUGUGAAAUAUGUGGUCAACAGUUUGCUCAUAAAACCAGUUUGACUUUACAUUACAGGUGGCAUACCGGUCAUAAACCAUAUACUUGUGAAGUUUGUCACAAAAGUUUUUCUCAAAAUGGUAAUCUUCAAGAGCAUAUGCGCAUACAUACUGGAGAAAAACCAUACUGUUGUGAUUAUUGUGGACGUAAAUUCACAACUUCGUCACAAUUUAAAUUACAUGUUAAACGUCAUACUGGUGAACGUCCAUGGAAAUGUGAGUUUUGUGCCAAAUGUUUUCUACAUAAAGACACCUGGAAGUGUCAUGUACGUAGGCAUAAAGGAGAGAGACCUUUCCAAUGUGCCCAUUGUAAUCGUGGAUUUACAGAACAAUGGGCUUUAAAAAAACAUCUUCGGUUACACACAGGUGAAAAACCAUAUUCUUGUGAUGUUUGUGGAAAAGCUUUUGCUGAUUGUUCUAACUUAACAAAACAUAAAAAGGUGCAUAGAGAAAGCAAAGUUUUAACAUUAGGUGAAAUAACUGAAGGUUCUGCAGUUGGUGAAGUAUGGCAAAUCUUACCAGGCUCCCAAGAGACAGAUGAAAAUUCAUUAAGUGAUCAAAUGGCUCAAGUCAUUACGGCGGAAGAAACAUCUGCAGAUGGAAUACAACAAAUUAUUUAUGUCUCUUAUCAAGAUCCUGAUGAUCCCAAUUUAUCAAGAACAUUGCAUUUUGUUGAUGCUGGUAUGAUGCGUGAAAAAGAAGGAAUGGUAAGCACUCCAGGACAAUCUUUACCUCAUUUGGAUGUUGAAAAUGAAAUACUCCCCGACCAAACGCAUAAUCACCACACAGCCAAUACUUCGGAUGAACGAAUGGAUAUGGAACUAUCGGAGCCAGAUUUACAAUUACAAAUUACAGAUGAAGAAGGUAAUCCAAUUCCACUUUCUAUACAAGACGCAAGACAAUUAUUGUCACAAGGACAAUUUGUUAGUCAGUUAAAUGAUGGUCAAACUAUUAGAGUUCAUUCAGGUGUAAUCACUCAAGAGUUUGCAGGAUCUUUAGGUGUUCAUGUAAAUCAGAAUAGUAAUGUAUCAACAGUGAAUAAUACUGCAAUCAAUGAAGUAAAUAAAACAAGUUCAAUAUCAACUAUACAAACGGAUGCAGAAGCAAUUGUCAAAGCAUUAGAAGAUGAAGAUACGGAUGCAACAGCUGUUGCUACUAUAAAUCAAAUGGGAGGUGAAGAUCAGGCAGAAAUAUCAGAUGGACAACAAGCUAUAGAAUUUACAACACAGGAUGGACAAAAAGUUCGACUUGUUGCUUCAUACCAUGUUGAUCCAUUGCAACUUGCUUCAGAGUACCUGACUAUUGUAUAAAAACAAUAAUUUAUAUAGCAAAAUAAUUACUAACGAAUAGAACAAAAAAUACUGAUAAAUUAAUCAGACAAAAUGAAUUAUAAAUAAAUGUAAUAUGUACUAAAUAUUAUAGCUUAAACUUAUUACUUAUCUAAUAAAAUGUAGCUAUUACAAUCA